Molecule: messenger RNA, 987 nt
Organism: Metarhizium brunneum ARSEF 3297
Lineage: Eukaryota; Fungi; Ascomycota; Sordariomycetes; Hypocreales; Clavicipitaceae
Source: RefSeq, a predicted model, not a curated record
AUGGCGCCGAAACAGACGCAGCUGUUGUCUUCCUCUCUUUUUCUCGUCUUUAUAGCCAUCCUUGUCCCGGGGUCGCUCUCGUUUGACCCCGACUUCAGAUUCUACGCCUCAAACGCGCAGGAUUGUCUGUACAGCGCCUCCAAUGCAUCCAAAUGCACUGGUACCGACGCCCAGGACCUAAACAGUUGUCUUUGCAAUAAUGGCGGCGGUUUCAUCACCAGCGCGGCCCAGUGUCUAGGCCAGAACAGUGCAGUUGAUUUGGUGGGCAUGUACAACACAAUGAAGGGUGCCUGUUCAAUCUCUAAAACGCCAAUAUCGGUUAGCCAGAAUGCGUUCUUGAAUGCUGCUAAUGGAGCUGCCUCUUCUACCUCUUCGUCUGCCAGCUCGACUACGACUUCAACCACGAGUUCAACCGCUACUUCAGCUUCAACUGCAACUUCGACUCUCACUCCGACGACUGGAACGCCAUCUCCAACUCAGUCAAAUGCAAGCAAGGGGGCCGACGUUGACAACAAGUCAUCGGGUCUUUCGCAAGGAGCCUUGAUUGGUAUUUCUGUCGGCACAUCCGUAGCAGGUGUACUCGCCAUUGGAGGAAUGAUCCUAUACUUUCGAUACCGGCAGAAGAAGAAGGCGGAAGAUGAAACCAGUCCCAUGAUGGCCCAGAAUGACUACUACAAGCGCGACACGGCGACGACAUUCCCUCCCACAGAGCCAUCCCCGUCCCUUGGGCUGUCCGGAGCCGAUACCAAAGCUUCAUGGGGAUCGAGCCCGUCGCCUGCCUAUCCGUCGCCCAAUCUCGACAAGUCUCCCGCACAAUACGCCGGUCCGUACGCGGCGCCCACCCCUCAAGACAGCCCAGCGAUGCACGGAGUCGCGAGCCCUGCAUUUGAGAUGGAUGCAUCCACCACGUCUACUCCUGCGCCCGGCGAAGGGCCGGUGGAAAUGGAAGGAUCUGCACCUUCGACACAUCUCCAGAUUCGGCGUUGA